AUGAACAGGCAAUUACUCCCGCAUAUAGAGAUUAAUCCAGCAUUCCUUCAGCAAGGGGAAUUGGACGACAUUCAUAAUGCCUUCUUCAAGUGCACAAGGUGGCAGCUAGAAGAGACCUUGGAUCCCGUCUAUUGCCCUUAUCACUACUUCUGCAGUAGCACCUAUCCAGAAGUAUGGGGCUACAUGCCACGUAUCUCGGUGCUACAAUGUUUUUAUGGCGGCCGUUGGGCUACUAUCUCAUACUUGGUGCCGUCUGGCCCAAUUACGCUCCCAUUGAUUCUCCUGGCGCUCGCCAAGGGCCACAGGAUCGCUACGGCAUUUCCUGUCUCGGCAAUCGGUCCGUCGGUCCUACAGCUCAUCCUGAUCUCGGCCUUGGCACACGACACAGGUUACGAGAGCGAUAUCAGGUACACGUUUUACAAGGCGUCUACGAUCUCGGGUAUCUUGCAUGCUAGUGUUUACGUGGAUUCGGCCGUUUUGCCUUAUUAUACGGGCCUAGAUGCCCUUCUCUUAUCGACAUUUUCAGGCGAGUGCAUGUCAUGCGUGUGCCGGAAAGACACCCUCGUCGUUGGAGGGAAGCUGGUGGCUUAUCGGGGGUGGUCCGCCACUAGUUUUUCAGUUGUGGGUGCCCUUUGUUUGUGGGAUGAUUUGCAGGCUCUUCAGGGGGGAGAAGAUGGGGAAGGUGACGGUGGCGAGGGCGUUUUUGGAAAACUUGGGUUGGAUCUUUAUAGCUAG
Messenger RNA from Thlaspi arvense, 735 nucleotides. NCBI's taxonomy places the organism in Eukaryota, Viridiplantae, Streptophyta, Magnoliopsida, Brassicales, Brassicaceae. The record is from the annotation of a GenBank genome assembly.